UCUCCGGCUGCCUGAAAAUUUCCUAUCUGCUGCUCGCUCUGUUUCUGUCACUUCACUGUCAACAUGUUGAAGUUGAGAAGCGCCUCACUGAGAUCUGCUGCAGCCCUGCUCUCACCUGCUGCUGCUGCUGCUACUGCUCCUGCUCAGCCUCGUAUGCACCUCUCUACUGGUCUUCAACAGGAACACAGAACCUUCUAUGAGUUCCGCACCUACUGCAUCCGUCCCGACCAGAACGUUGCCUUCCUCAAACUGACCAAUGAGAAGAUUCACCUGCGCACUGCCCACUCUGAGCUGAUUGGCUACUGGACUGUCGAGUACGGUGGCCUGAACAAGGUCUUCCAUAUAUGGAAAUAUGACAGUUAUUCUCAGCGGGCAAGUGUUCGGGCUGCACUGGCUCAGGACCCCACCUGGAUCUCAGACUACAUCUCCAAGGCGUUACCGAUGCUGACAUCUCAGGACAAUGAGGUCACCUACCUGGUUCCCUGGAGCCACCUGCAGAAGCCGCCACAGGAGGGCGGUGUGUAUGAGAUGGUGUCCUUCCAGAUGCGUCCCGGCGGUCCGGCAAUGUGGGGCAAGGACUUUCGGGCUGCUGUCACUGCCCAUGAUGCACCAGGCUACGGCAAGCUGUUGGGAGCGUUCCACAAUGAGUUUGGCCCAAUGAACAGAGUUCAUGCCCUCUGGUGGUUCGAGAGUGCCGACCAGCGAGCUGAACUUCGACACAAAGCUCACACUGAUGCCAGAGUGGUCGCUGCAGUCAGAAACAGCGUCGUCCACCUGGACUCUCAGGACAAUAAACUCAUGUUUGCCUGUCAGUUCUCACCACUGAAGUAACUUCCCGUCCUCUCACCUGCUUCUCCGCGGCAACAGAGACAAACACCGUAACAUAUAAAACUAAUCUUUGUCUUGUGCUCUCCUGCAUCCCUCCUGCAUCCCUCCUACGCCUGACUGACCCCCCUUUUCCUGUGCUGAACCAAUCACGGCUCAGAUUGAACUCUUGUCACCUUCCUGCUCUAAAGCUUGUGCUUUGUGCGCAGUCACGGUGCUCACAAUGUCAGUGAACGUUUAAAACAUGAAUCAUUCAGAGCGAGUCGUCGUCUCUGAGCCUGCCAGCCUGGACGCUGAUCCUGUUGGAGGUGGGCGGUGCUGACAGACUGAUGAUAAACGAUGUGAAAAAUAACUGAACAAUAAACUGAGACAUGAAAGUUUG
Scatophagus argus is the source of this 1207-nucleotide messenger RNA. It is a transcript of the gene nipsnap3a, whose product is annotated as nipsnap homolog 3A (C. elegans). The transcript has 6 exons. The record is from RefSeq and is a predicted model, not a curated record. Lineage: Eukaryota; Metazoa; Chordata; Actinopteri; Scatophagidae. Gene Ontology annotation, cellular component: mitochondrion. The coding region runs from base 64 to 831 and encodes 255 amino acids.